AUGUCUACCCCUCAGAUCUGCCGUCUCCGCAGAAGUGCCCUGCCUUCCACCCCCAACAAUUUCUUCACCUCCUCCCCUCUUCCUCGCCACGCCCCCUCCAAAUCCAAGCAAAUCCGAAUUCCCCAACGAUUCUUCUCCUCCACGCAUCCUCUCACUUCGACCCCCAAGCCACCCACUCCCAUAUCCGCGACUUCCUUCUCAUCUUCCCGUUCCCGUCUGCAGAAUCGUAUGCAAACACUGCAAUCCCGAUUGCCUAAAUUUCUACAUCCCUAUACAGCUCCAUUGCUCAAUGCGCCAAAGACAUAUAUCAUUUCUUUCUUAAUUCUGCAUGAGAUUACUGCUAUAGUACCUAUUCUGCUUCUCGCGAGCGGGUUUCAUUAUUCGGGAUGGUUGCCUUCUGAUUUGAUACCCGAGGAGAGAGUUGACAAAGCGAAAGGGAUGUUCGAGAGGUGGUUUGGGAGGAGAGGCUGGUUUGGUUAUACUGCGGGGUCUAGGUCGGAUGAGAUUGAUGAGAGGGAUGGGGGAGAGAAUGUGGAGCUGGGUGAAAGAAUGAUUAGGAAAAUGGGAGGAGAUAGUAAUACGAGUGGGAAGAGGAUAGUACUAGAAGUUGCGACGGCAUAUGUGAUUACAAAGGUUUUGUUACCCGUAAGAAUAGUGGUUUCUGUUUGGGGUGCGCCUUGGUUUGCAGGCGUUAUGGGGAGGAUUGGGAGGCUAGGAAGGGGAGGGGGGAAAUGA
Messenger RNA from Botrytis byssoidea, 735 nucleotides. RefSeq lists its product as uncharacterized. Gene Ontology annotation, cellular component: mitochondrion. The transcript has a single exon. Lineage: Eukaryota; Fungi; Ascomycota; Leotiomycetes; Helotiales; Sclerotiniaceae. Bases 1 to 735 code for a protein of 244 amino acids. The record is from RefSeq and is a predicted model, not a curated record.